This is a messenger RNA of Durusdinium trenchii, 603 nucleotides long. Lineage: Eukaryota; Dinophyceae; Suessiales; Symbiodiniaceae. The record is from the annotation of a GenBank genome assembly.
AUGGCCAAGCUGUACUUUCGCUAUGGUGCCAUGAUGUCAGCAAAGACAAUGAACCUCCUGGCCAUUGCGCAUGCCUACGAAAUGCAAUCCAAGAAGGUCUUGGUGAUGAAGCCCCGGCUGGACACUCGCUUUGGAUCCUCCGCCGUCCAGAGCCGAAGUGGCCUCUCCCGGGAGGCAGAUGUGCUGAUCACCUCUGAGACAGAAUUUCCGACGGACAUGCUCAUUGGGGUCAGUUGCAUUCUUGUUGACGAGGCGCAGUUCCUGUCCCCUCGCGCGGUGGAGAGAUUGCGGAAUGUGGCAACCAUGCAAGGAGUGCCAGUGAUGUGCUUUGGUCUACGUACGGACUUUCGAUCGCGACUAUUUCCUGGAUCAAAGCGGCUGAUGGAACUGGCCGAUUCCAUCGAGGAGGUCAAAACAACUUGCGCGUGCUGCAGCAAGAAGGCAACGAUGAACCUGCGUAGCCCAUGUGCUAUCAACAUUUCUGCGAAAAGAUCGUGGAAGCGACCGGGGGGCCGAUCGACUUUCCUGCUGCCUGGGUCGCAGGCGACGUGGCCGACACCAAGCUUGCCGCCCUGCAGGAUAUGGAAGAGAGGUAUCGGAUAG